AAAAUAAUCAGACUCCAAGGCCCAGAAUGCUUUGAGAGCCGCAGGUGACUUCUGGGAGUUGUUGUCCCCAAAUCGGAGUAGUUUCCGUGUAUCAACCCAGCGUUUCGGUGGAAUCUACUCUGCAAAGACAAACACAUGUGAGAUUAUUGAUCAGGGAUUGUGUGGAUUUAUGGAAACAUGUCAAAGAAACGGGGCAGGAAGCGCAGCAGUGGAGAGCUCAGUGAGAGUUCGGCACCGACCCUGAGCCCAGACCCUGACAACCUGCUAGGCCGCAGAAUCCAGCACACCUGGAGGGAGAAGGGUAACGUGACCAAGUGGAAAGGCACCGUUCUAGAGCGCCUCAGUGUGAACAGCUCCCUCUACAUGGUCAAAUAUGACGGCUUUGACUGUGUCUAUGGCAUUGAGCUGUUCAAAGACAACCGGGUGUCCAACCUGCAGGUGUUGUCAGAGAAAGUUGUGAAUAAUAAGAUCAAGGUGCCUCCUGGGGCAGAGGAGCUUGUGGGCCGAGCUGUUGAGCAUCUGUUCGAGAAGGAGGACGGUGAGAAAAAUGAGUGGCGAGGAAUGGUGCUGUCCAGAGCCCCUAUCAUGACCCACUGGUAUUACAUCACCUAUGAGAAGGACCCGGUGCUGUACAUGUACCAACUGUGGGACGACUACAAGGACGGAGAUCUACGUGUCCUCCCGGAGUCAGAGAACAAACACCUGCUGCCAGCAGACAGGAAGCCUGGUGAGGAGCCAGAAAGCCUUGUGGGUAAACAGGUGGAGUAUGUCACAGAUAACGGUGUGAAGAGGACAGGGUUGGUCAUCUACCAGGUUCCAGCGAAGCCGACGGUAUAUUACAUCAAAUAUGAUGAUGACGUUCACAUUCAUGUCUAUGAUCUUGUGAAGACCACCUAGUAUGGACUACCUGGUUUCAUUUUCAGCGGAUGGUUAAUUUUCUUCUCAACCAGUCGUUACCUGUCAAAGUGUUAGAACCAGAUCUCUUACAGUGGGAAGAAAAGGUGCAGAAGAUCAAAAGCCCAGUUUAUUUUUUUAAAUUUGUUUUAUUUUUGUCCUUUGACACUUCCUUCAUUCUUACUCAACAAGACCUUUUGGUAUGUGAUUCUCACUUUUAAUUUGACCCUAUUACAUGACUAAUAGGUCCUUUUCAGUGUAAAUAAAGCUGGUCUGAGACAGUUGUAUAGCCCAACAGUUGACAUGGAGCGAGACGUAAGAUUUGGUUAAUUAACACUUGUAUAGUGCAAAUUUCAAACUCCAAAUUCAUACUUUUUGUAAUCAACACAGCAUACUAAAGAAACACAGCCUUCUUACCUAUACCUCUGUGUUUUACUCAUAUUUCAUUUCACUUUUAUAUGCCCGUGCUAUUUAUUUAAUUUGGAAUUUCUGGCUGUACUACUGGUCUGGUGUGCUUCAUGUGUGUCACUGAGUAGUCCUCAGUUUGCUGAAUGUAGAAGUAAUAGACAUUUGACCAGUGUGCUAAUUUGACCAAUGUUUAGAACUACCAGAAUUCAGUUGACGU
Solea solea (common sole) is the source of this 1519-nucleotide messenger RNA. Its product is annotated as spindlin-Z-like. Lineage: Eukaryota; Metazoa; Chordata; Actinopteri; Pleuronectiformes; Soleidae. The record is from RefSeq and is a predicted model, not a curated record. Gene Ontology annotation, biological process: gamete generation. The transcript is spliced from 5 exons. Bases 178 to 897 code for a protein of 239 amino acids.